Molecule: messenger RNA, 2038 nt
Organism: Cicer arietinum (chickpea)
Lineage: Eukaryota; Viridiplantae; Streptophyta; Magnoliopsida; Fabales; Fabaceae
Biological process (GO): DNA synthesis involved in DNA repair; DNA-templated DNA replication
Cellular component (GO): nucleus
Molecular function (GO): protein binding; ATP binding; single-stranded DNA helicase activity
Source: RefSeq, a predicted model, not a curated record
GGCCCGAGAGAGUAUUAAAUUUGCAAUGAUGACCUCGAAUAAAGAUGAAGAUAGGAACGCAUUAUGAAUGAAUGAUGAAUGAGAAUAGAGAAUCAGUGGGAGACAGAGAGAGUAAGGGAAAAUGGAGAUGCAACAGCUUCUUAGCAUGGGCUUCCCCGACGAGUUAGCCGCCCAAGCCUUGGCUGCCACCGGCGGCAAAUCCACCGUCAAAGCCACCGAAUGGAUUCUCACUCACAAACCCAACUCCAAUCCUAUUCCUAAUCCUAAUCCUAAUCCAUCAUCAUUUGCUUUCCAACCCAAACUCGACCGCUUCUUUCAAUCCCCAUCUCCACCACCACCCAUUGACUCACAACAACAACAAAAAGAAGAAGAACAACAACAACAAGCAGAUGAACCAACCAAACGCAUCAAGUUAUCACCACAAACGCAAACACAAACACAAACACAAACCCAACAAAACAAGUCCGCAUUUUUCUUCAACCGUUCCAAAAAACAAACCCAAACUCACGGACCCUUAUACGAACGUUUGCGUCCCAGAACAUUGGACGAGGUUGUCGGACAAGACCAUCUUCUCGCAAACAAUUCCAUUCUCCGCUCCGCAAUCCAACGCAACCGUCUCCCUUCAAUACUCCUGUGGGGUCCACCUGGCACAGGUAAAACCACUAUCGCCAAAGCUAUUGUAAAUUCAUCACCAACAACUUCCACUUUCUAUCGCUUUGUCUCUUUAUCUGCUGUUACUAGUGGUGUUAAAGACGUUAGGGAUGCUGUUGAUGAAGCUAGAAAACUCAGAAUCAAAACAAAUCAAACCACUGUUCUCUUUGUGGAUGAGGUUCACAGGUUUAAUAAAUCUCAACAGGAUUCUUUCUUACCUGUCAUUGAAGAUGGUAGCAUUGUUUUCGUUGGUGCCACUACUGAAAACCCUUCUUUUCAUUUGAUUACACCACUUUUGUCUCGUUGUCGUGUCCUUACUCUUAACCCUCUUCAACCCCAUCACCUGCUUUUGCUUCUCAACAGGGCUGUAACUGACACAGACAAAGGGUUGGUGCAAAGCCUUGGUUUUGGUUCUGAUUCUUCCCACGUUGAUGUCAGUGUCCGUGAUGAGGUUGUUGAUUUUAUAGCUAAAAAUUGUGAUGGGGAUGCUCGUGUUGCUUUGAAUGUGUUGGAGAUUGCUGCUGUUACUGCUGCUGCUCGGGUACAAGUACAGCAUGAUAAUGAAGAAUGUCUUGGUGUUAAUGUUACUGUUGAGGAUGCAAAGGAGGCACUUCAAUGCAAGCAUCUUGCUUAUGAUAAAGCUGGGGAAGAACACUAUAAUUUAAUCAGUGCAUUGCACAAGUCUAUGAGGGGAAGUGAUGCUGAUGCAGCUAUUUAUUGGCUAGCAAGAAUGUUAGAAGGAGGUGAAGAGCCACUUUAUAUUGCACGUAGGCUUGUAAGGUUUGCAAGUGAGGAUGUUGGUUUGGCUGAUCCUUUAGCUCUUAAUCAAGCUGUUUCCUGCUACCAAGCUUGUCACUUUAUAGGAAUGCCUGAGUGCAAUGUCAUUCUUGCACAAUGUGUUGCAUACUUGGCUUUGGCUCCUAAAUCUGUAGCAGUUUAUAGAGCAAUUGGAGCUGCUCAGAAGGUAGUGAAGGAAUCAGUUGGACAGAAUGAAGGGGUGCCUCUUCAUCUCAGGAAUGCACCAACCAAAUUAAUGAAGGAAAUUGGGUAUGGGAAAGGAUACAUAUACCCUCCUGAUAACCCUUCCUCAACACAGAGCUACUUGCCACCCUCUCUUCAAGGAUUCAAAUUCCUCCAUUGGCCUGACAGGAAUACCUCUGAAUCUGAUGGAUGAAAAUGUUCAAUCCAGAUGGAGUUUUUAUCUGUCAUUUUGUUCCCUCUUUUUUUUCUUUUUUCUUUUUUUCUUCAUACAUAUUUCUCCACUAAAACUGUUUUGGCAUUGCGAACAAGCUUGUAGCCUUGUAGGUAGGCACUGGUGGGAAAAUGGCUAAUGCAAGUGUAACGCAUGAUGUAGGUUUUUACUCAAUUAAAUGCUCAUUUUGAUGAA